Messenger RNA from Microthlaspi erraticum, 420 nucleotides. The record is from the annotation of a GenBank genome assembly. NCBI's taxonomy places the organism in Eukaryota, Viridiplantae, Streptophyta, Magnoliopsida, Brassicales, Brassicaceae.
AUGGUAUUUGAGAAACACAGAGGGAGUGUUUGUCUCACAACAGAUACUUGGACUUCAAUUCAGAACAUCAACUAUAUGUGCUUAACAGCGCAUUACGUGGAUGAGAGCUGGAAUCUGAAGAAGAAGAUUAUAAAUUUCUGCCAGAUUUUUAGUCACAAAGGCGAGUUAAUUGGAAAAAUGGUUGAGAGGUGCUUGUUGUCUUGGGGAAUCACCAACGUUUUCACAAUUACAGUAGACAAUGCAAGUGCAAAUGAUGUAGGAAUCAGAUUCUUGAAAAGAAGACUUAGGACAUGGGGUAUUAGUCUUCUUGAUGGUGAACAUCUUCACAUGAGAUGUGGUGCACACAUUCUGAAUCUCGUUGUCAGAGAUGGAUUGGAUGAGAAUAAAGCCACCAUUAGCCGAAUCAGAGCUGCUGUUUGA